This is a messenger RNA of Puccinia triticina, 825 nucleotides long. RefSeq lists its product as uncharacterized. The record is from RefSeq and is a predicted model, not a curated record. NCBI's taxonomy places the organism in Eukaryota, Fungi, Basidiomycota, Pucciniomycetes, Pucciniales, Pucciniaceae. Gene Ontology annotation, molecular function: hydrolase activity, acting on ester bonds. The transcript is spliced from 8 exons. Bases 1 to 825 code for a protein of 274 amino acids.
AUGGCUGCCCAACCUCAGUGCGGCACGUUCGCUUCGCGACGAUUUGUGAAUUUCAAUGGGGGUAUCAAGUUUUCUCAAAUCAAGACCAUCUACAGCUUUGGCGAUAGCUGGACCUCCAAUGGAAGAUACGACGGCAGCCCUCCCAGCCCAGCUGUCCGUCAAGGUACUUACCCCUUGUAUGGAAGACGGGCAAGCAAUGGUCCCAUGUGGACCGAAAACCUGGCUUCGGAUCAACGAACCCUCAAGAACUACGCCAUUGGAGGAGCGACUGUUGAUCAUACCUUAUGGAAGACACGGGCGAUGAAAUCAGACAUGGUCGGACAAGUCAACAAAUUUCUAAGCCAGCGACUGCCAAUCGCGUCUGAUUCGAGCUUGGCCACCAUCUUCUAUGGCAUUAACGACUACUCCGCCGCUGCGGAAGGACCAGGCACGUUAGAGCAAGCAGCCAAUAAGCUCUUAACAGAGACAGAAAGGUUGAUUGACGCUGGAGUGAAGCAAUUUAUCGUUGUGUCUCCUUAUUUUAACAGAGCGAGUAUGAACAACUUCAAUAACUUGGUAUGGAAUGGCUUCAAAGCUUUCAAGCAAUCACGGGGGAUAAAGUUUGCCUAUGUAGAUUUGAGUGCUCUUUUCACGGCCAUCUACGCCAAUCCGAGCUCGUUUGGAUAUACGUCGACUGGUGCUUGUCUGAAGUCUGCCAUGACAACCGUUGGAGGAUGUAGUGAUCCGGAUGCCUACUUGUAUUGGAUUCCAUCUCAUCCCCAGUAUCAGACCCAGCGCUUGGAAGCCGACUGGGUUCGUGCUGUCCUCAACAAAUGCCAGGGUUAA